AAAAUGGGCAAAAAGAAGGCAAAUCAGUUGGGCCGAUCACUUAUCAAAGAUCGGUUCGGUCAGGGCAGCCGGAAAACGGUCGGAGAUGGGAGCAUGCUCCACACGACGGAAGUGCAGGAUGGGUACGACUGGGGCCGGCUAAACCUGCAGUCCGUGACAGAGGAAUCAUCGUUCCAGGAGUUUCUCCGUACCGCCGAACUGGCCGGUACCGAGUUUCAGGCGGAAAAGCUCAACAUCUCGUACGUGAACCCCAAAUCGAAGGUCGGCUUGCUGACGACGAAUGAGCGCGUCGAGAUCAUCCGGAAGCAGAUCGAUAAGAAGGAUCUACUGAAAAUUCCCCGGCGUCCCCGCUGGACCAAAGAGAUGACUCCCGAGGAACUGCACGUGGCAGAGAAUGGAUCCUUUCUCGAGUGGCGCCGUGGUCUGGUGGCACUGCAAGAGGACGAUGGUAUGCUGCUGACACCGUACGAGAAGAAUCUGGACUUUUGGCGUCAACUGUGGCGUGUGGUCGAGCGCAGCGACAUCGUCGUACAGAUCGUCGAUGCCCGUAAUCCGCUGCUAUUCCGUACGGAAGAUCUUGAACAGUACGUGAAGGAGGUGGACAGCAACAAGCUGAACAUGAUUCUGAUCAACAAAUCGGAUUUUCUGACCGAUGAGCAGAGAGAGUGCUGGGCAAAGUACUUCGACGAGCAGGGUGUCCGUGUGGCCUUCUAUUCGGCCGUUUUGGCUGCCGAGGAAGCGAAGCGAGAAGCCGAAGCAGAGGAGCAACUGAGCGAUACCAGCUCCAGCGGAACCGAUUCGGCAGAUGAGGCCGAGCAGGAGGUGCAGGAACGGAUCAGCAAACUCAAGCUAUCGGUUGAUAAGGCAGAGAAAACGCUCGAAAAAAUAGAAGAAAAGAUCGAUGAUUUGGCGGAUGGUGAAAGGAAAGGCGAUGUAGCAGCGAGCGAUGAUACGAAGAACAACCCGAAGCUACUGACCAACAGUGAACUGAUCGCUCUGUUUAAGCGGCUGCAUCAUGGCACACGCGUUACGCCGGGCAUCGUGACGGUCGGCCUAGUUGGCUAUCCGAACGUUGGCAAGAGCAGUACGAUCAAUGCCGUUUUCCUGGAGAAGAAAGUAUCGGUAUCGGCCACACCCGGCAAGACAAAACACUUCCAAACCCUCUACGUUGACAGUGAGCUCAUGUUCUGCGAUUGUCCCGGUCUGGUGAUGCCCAGCUUCUGCAUAACGAAAGCGGAUAUGAUACUGAACGGUAUCUUACCGAUCGAUCAGAUGCGCGAUCAUGUACCACCGGUCAAUCUGCUCUGCACCCUAAUACCACGCCACGUGCUCGAGGAUACGUACGGUAUCAUGAUAUCGAAACCGCUCGAAGGUGAAAACCCCACGCGACCACCACACUCCGAGGAGCUGCUGCUAGCGUUCGCUUACAAUCGUGGUUUUAUGACGGCCAACGGGCAGCCCGAUCAAUCCCGUGGAUCACGGUACGUGCUGAAGGAUUACGUGAACGGUAAGCUGCUAUACUGUUACGCACCACCGGGUGUGGUGCAGGAAGAGUUUCAUCGUUUCCCGGAGCGGCAACGGGAAGAGAUCGACGUCAAGCUGCUUCCACCGAGGCAACAGCGUGCGAUGAAGAUGAAUGUGAAAAAGUCCAGCACCGAUAUCGAUGAGCAGUUUUUCAAGGAACGUUCCCACACCGCUCUCGUACGCGGUCGAAGUGAUUUCCCUCACCUACGGCCCCUGGGACCGACGACCGGGGCGAAACUAACACCGGCCGAGGCAGCUGCCGCCGCCGGCAAACCAUGGAAGCAUCAGAAACGUGAAAAGCGUGAAAAGCUACGCCGCAAAUACGUCCAUCUGGAUCAACAUUGAUCAUGGGGAUCAGUGCACGAGCGAGUGACGUUCCUUUCGGAUUCCGGCUUCCGGUUGGAUUUGAUAUUGUUCUAAUUUCUGUAUAUAAAUGAUAAUGAUAAUAGUAAUAAAGCUAAAUAUUA
Anopheles darlingi is the source of this 1991-nucleotide messenger RNA. RefSeq names its product large subunit GTPase 1 homolog (gene Ns3). Gene Ontology annotation, biological process: ribosomal subunit export from nucleus. The record is from RefSeq and is a predicted model, not a curated record. Gene Ontology annotation, cellular component: cytosol. Gene Ontology annotation, molecular function: GTP binding; GTPase activity. Bases 4 to 1869 code for a protein of 621 amino acids. The transcript has 3 exons. NCBI's taxonomy places the organism in Eukaryota, Metazoa, Arthropoda, Insecta, Diptera, Culicidae.